UUCAAUUCGGGCAACGCGCGCGUGAAAUUCACAUUUGACAGGCAAAUAAACCUCGCGCGAUACAUUUGGUGAUAUUUUUUUUGCAAUUUUUCUGCCAUCUAUUAGUAAAUAUAUUACUUUUCACGCCUCUGACUGUGUAUUUUUGUUCUGUACAAACUAAUGUCGGCAUAUUGUCCGCCCGUCGAGCGUAAAAAUAAAAUAAAAUAUACGUGUGUGAAUAAAUUGAGAAAAUUGAUUGCACGAUCCCUCGGAACCCCUGAAUAGUUUUUAAACUUUUCAAGUGAAAGAAGAAUUUUGUGAAAAGAAAUCUAAAGCGUUUGUGAAAAUUCCAGACAAAGCAUAAGGAGCAGAAUCAGAAGCCGGAGCAGCUGAAGGCACUUCGAAGCAGCGGCAACAUGAAGCAGCAGCCAAACUUUGGCUCAAUUAUGCGCGCAAUCAAAGCAACUUAAUUACCCCAGAGUUCGCCGGCGAACACAGAGCCACUGCAAUACACAGCCGACCGCAAUCAACCCGAGGAGGAGUCUAAUAGACAGCUGCGACUAUGCAAAUUAGUGAAACCAAUUCGGAGAGACAAAUUGGUAAACAAAAUGGCACUGAAGGCGAAUCACUCGAUUUGAUUGAAGUGCCAGCCGUUCCGAGUGGAAGAGGAGUCCGCAUAAACAGUGUCCAAAUUAGCAGACCCAUCCCAAUGCUCCUCCUGCUGGUCAUCCUAGUUGGCCUUAUUCUUGGCCCCAGGGAUUCCGUGGCCAAUUGCCGUGAGGAACCGGCUCGAGAUUGCGAGGCCAUUUGCGAUGCGAGUGGCCGGAACUGCACGAUCCGGGCCUUGGUCCUCCUGCCCGACGACAACAUGUACCAGGCCUCACUGCCGCGCGUCCUGCCCAUCCUCAAGGUGGCCGAGCAGCAGAUCCGAUCGAAGGCUCUGAUACCACCACACAUCGACUUCGAGUGGCUGGCCCACGACACCAAGUGCGACGCCUCGCUGGGCGUCAUUAAGGCCAUGGACGGCAUCAUCAAGCAGUGCGCCCAGGUGAUCUUCGGACCCGUCUGCGAUUACUCCCUGGCCGCUGUCAGCCGCAUCACCAAGUACUUCAAUAGCCAGGGCACUCCUCUCAUCUCUGUUGGUGGCUCAACCUACGACUUUGAGCAGAAAAAAACGGACUGCAACGACGAGUUCUACAUGCUGUUGCGCACGGGAAUGCUCAGUUUCGAGACCAUUUCCGAGCUGACCAUAAACGUCAUGAAGCGACACAAUUGGUCGCAUUCAAUCUUCUACUACGAACGAGAUGGCCAGCGAAGUGUGGCGGGAAUGCACACCUGCUUCCUCAUGAUGAAAUCCCUGGGCAAACAAAUGCGUAACGAGAACAUGACAUUCGCCCAGUUUCCACUUGAGCCUAACUUGACAAAUCGCACGGAGGAAAUGCGCCGAGAAAUUGGCAAUAAACAUGCAAGUGAGUAG
Drosophila takahashii is the source of this 1456-nucleotide messenger RNA. Its product is annotated as atrial natriuretic peptide receptor 3. Gene Ontology annotation, biological process: signal transduction. Lineage: Eukaryota; Metazoa; Arthropoda; Insecta; Diptera; Drosophilidae. The record is from RefSeq and is a predicted model, not a curated record. Gene Ontology annotation, molecular function: peptide hormone binding; signaling receptor activity.